AUGGCCAAGAAGUGUGGCCUAGCAGACCUGGCGGCAGUGCUGUACGUAACCGUAUUCUCGUCCACACUGUGCUGCAUCUCCGACGUGGCCUUCCUCUGCUCCCAGUGCACCGGAAACCAUGUCUGCGUCAGGGCCUUUCUUCUCUGGAACGCAUUCGACAUCGUCGUCACCUUCGUGUGUGACAUCGCACUAUACUAUCUGGUUCAGUCCGUAGCCAACGAGGGCUACAGGGCCUUGCAAAGCACCGCAGCGACCGCAAGAGAAGACACAACGUCAACGUUGGAUUACAUGCAAGAGAACAUGAUGGAGAGAUAUCCUGUAGGACGUGACCACUUUGAUUCGGAUUACGAGACCACGACUGAACGCAUCACUACAAGAGAAUCGUACCCCCGUAAGGUCGUGGCCUUUACAGAGAAAAUCCACUCGAAGCCGUCACUUCCUCAAAUUCUUCUAGUGGCGAUAUUUAAGGUAAGUAGCCGAAUUGCAUAUGAUAAUUUAACCACAAAAGAAACACAAUCUGGAGGGAGUCUUUAAUUUGGGCGUUGAAGCGAUGCCGGAGAGACACUCGCAAUGGUAACACGUUAAGCACGUACGUUAACUGGAUUUUAGGCAUAAAUUACGUUGAAAUGGUUUGAGAAAGGAGUUCCACAGCGUAGCCAGACUUACAAACAGUUUCGUGGUUAACAGGAGCCGGCC
Molecule: messenger RNA, 696 nt
Organism: Dermacentor silvarum
Lineage: Eukaryota; Metazoa; Arthropoda; Arachnida; Ixodida; Ixodidae
Exons: 7
Coding region: 1-534 (177 amino acids)
Source: RefSeq, a predicted model, not a curated record